Molecule: messenger RNA, 984 nt
Organism: Symbiodinium pilosum
Lineage: Eukaryota; Dinophyceae; Suessiales; Symbiodiniaceae
Source: the annotation of a GenBank genome assembly
GUCACCAAAGCAUUCCAACAAUAUCAGGCUUGCAAGCGAAAGUCCAUCUGGUCCGAACGGGAAUGCGAACAAGCGCUUCGGAAUGUUCGGAUCACAAUGAUCAACACUGUCCGAGAGGAACUUCGAGACCAGGUAGCAGUGGUUUCCUCCAGCUUGCAAAGCAUGAUGGUGCUUUCCUCCCUGGUUCUCAUCGUUGGCUUCGGCUCCGUUUGCGAGGGCACCUUCCCAGACCCUGAGGUGCAUGCAAGUGAUUAUCCAGGCCUGCAGGAUGUCUUCCUGGAGCUUUACGCGCUCUUUGCGGGCUUGACCUUGGUCCUGCCCCUGGGCUCCCUGCUUUGCACAUUCGCGAUUUCGCGGGAGUUGGAGUUUUUCCUCGCAGCCUGUGGGGCAGAUCUUCAACGGCAUGUGAGGAGGGCCUUGAGACGUACCUGGCCGGACCACACCGAUCCAGCGAUGUCGCCCAGCAGGAUCCGCGGUGACAUUUCCCCGGACCUCAACAAGCAUCAGGAACGCAAACGGCUGCAGAGAGAGAUGCGAGGGCUCAGCGGGCAGCAUGACGAUGACGCCCUGCGCGCCGUCUUGGAAGACACAAGGGCAGUCCACGGGCUGGCGCAAGAUCUGCUUCGGCAAGUGCGCUACUUCAAUAAGCUGUAUCCCUUAGCUCACGUCCUACUGCUCUCCGGGCUCGUGUCAGCGGUGUGCUUGUGCAUGGUGCUCUUGAGCCUGAUCUUCAUUCACCACUUCCCCACCAUGCCAGUGCUGUGGCAAGUCUACUGUGGGACGGUGGGUAUUGGCGCGGCCUCUGCGCUGGCCGUCUGCCUGCUCUCGCUCUGGACGAACAGCAGCCCCCGCGAACUGCCGGAGCCAGACGAGGUUGUUGCUGAAGCCUCGCUUAGUCCUGCGCGGCGGCGGUCCUCCAAAACUUUGCAGAGGCGGAGGGAGGAGCCCAGUCUUGCACACCUCCGGGAGCCCUUGCUGCGCUGA